Molecule: messenger RNA, 213 nt
Organism: Trichomonas vaginalis G3
Lineage: Eukaryota; Parabasalia; Trichomonadida; Trichomonadidae
Exons: 1
Coding region: 1-213 (70 amino acids)
Source: RefSeq, a predicted model, not a curated record
AUGUGCAAAGAUGUCGAUGAAGCACCAAAAGCAAGAGCACAACCCGUAAAGAGAGAUGCGUCAUCAGUUAGAGCAUCUCGUCACUCAGUUGCCCCUGAAGAAGAACCCGCUGAUUUAAGUCCAAUCAUGCCACCACUCGAACCUGGUUCUGACAGCGAACAAAAUCGUGCGGAUCCAGAUCUUUCCGAGGCCUCAAAGAGUGUUUCUUCAUAA